GGGAGUGACUCACGCAUGCGUACCAAAGCCUCGUUUAUUUUUGCCAGGGCCAAGUGUAAGCUGAAAAACAAAGGCAGUGAAGCGCGGCCGGGAAAUGUCAUCAGUCUUUGUUAAUGGAGAGAAACAGACGCCUGACAAUCGAUAGUCGUAUUUUCUGAGGAGCGAGAGGAAGCUGCGCGCUCUUCGUGAGUGGACAACACUUGAGAUUUGGCUGCAGUUUCAAUUUGCUUUCGUGAAUCCACAGGUCUUUCGCCUUUUUUGCUUGUGGAUGUGUCGGUUUAACUACGUUUGAGUCAAAGGAGAGCUACAAUAGAACGUGCGCUAGACUGAUCCACGAAUUGUGAGCCAUUUUCCCCGCGAAUGAGGUAAUGUUGUUUAAGUAGAUUGUUCCUGAAUGGCGACAGGGGGCUUUCCGGAAGUCUGGUAUGCGCAGAUUACCUCAUAAAGUUGUUGAUGCUUGUGGAGAGUUUCUGAUAACCACCCCAGAUUUUUUUUUUCCUACUAUUUUUUUGGUAAAGUUAGUUGCGCACGUGUCCACCGAAGAGCGGCGCUGUCCGUGGUGCUGAAAUCGUUUCCAAAUCCCCCCCCAUCUGGAUUUGAGUUAAAAAGAGACAACUGGACUAAUUAGCCUUGAAACAGCUAAGAGCAAAUACCAACAGCUCCACAAAGGGCUGAAUAUGCUCACCCAUCUGCACACUAUCACAUUUAUGCUUUAUUUUGUGCAUCUGAGCCAUCAAGUGUGUGUGGAUGUCCCAUCAGAUACAGAGGCAGUCUUGGGCCAGUCCAUGAGAUUGACCUGCAUUGACUGUAUGAAGAGAGAAGAGGUCAAAGCCAUAACCACUGUGGACUGGUACUACAUGCCCAAUGAGACCUGGAGCAGAAUUCUUAUUUUCACAUAUCCUGUUAAGGCCUCCAAAGACCUGGAGAGUCCCUUUAAAGGGCGCCUGGUGUGGAAUGGGAGUCAGGACUUGCAAGAUUUGUCCAUUCGGAUCCAAAAUGUGUCAUUUACUGACAGUGGAUUUUACCAGUGCAGAGUCCGCCGGGAGUUUCAGUUCGACUACUUCACUCCCACUGCCUUAAACAUUAUAAACAUCUCCCUAACGGUGAUAGAGAAAGCCAGUGAAGACCCCACUGCCCUCUAUUCAGAGAUCAUGAUGUAUGUGCUGCUGGUGUUUCUGACCUUCUGGCUGCUAGUGGAGAUGGUGUAUUGUUACCGGAAGAUUUCCAAGUCCGAUGAGCAGGCACAGGACACAGCGACAAACUACCUAGCCAUUCCGUCUGAGCAGAAAGACACUACAGCCGCUCCUGUUACAGAGUAAACCUGGUAUUUGAUUUCAGUCUCUCCCAUUACUAUCCCAUGAGUAAAGUUCACCCACUUUCCCUUCAGCCGCUUUGUAGAUACUUGUACCAUUGUUAUUUUACAUCCUUAUGUCCCCUUUCAUGUCCUGCAAAGACCUUCAUGAAGCCGUCUGCCAAGCCUCCAUAAAAUACAUAUUCAUUAACUGUGCAGCAUAUUUCAGACAUGUAAGGGAAAAGAGUAUGUAUAUUGGAUUGGUGAUUAUGGCCAAUAAGGCUUCUCUGUCUUGCUGCUGGCCUAUUAUGAGCUAUUAGUUACAGAUACAGCUUUCAUCAUCAGAAAAUGCUUUGUUUGCCCCAUUGUAACCAGGAAGUGAUAUCAGUAUGUCAGUGAGAAUUCCUCAUAGAUAUAUGCCAUGGCCACCCCAUACACCUCUGCAUGUUGUCUCAGGACCUUCAUACACAUUUCCAGGAAAAUCAUGUCAUGCUGUCACUUUCCACAAUAUUUUACAACAAUAUUUGAUGUGCACCUGUUGAUUUAAACAGCAAAAACAGAGAUCCAUUGUUCUAUUUUACAACUGAUAUAUUUCAGUCUAUGCUUGUAAGAUUUGAUUAUUGUUUUACACCUUGCUAAAUACAUGAAUUAACAAUUAGUGAUAUAUGAAUGCCAACAUAGUUUUUACUAUCAUGGUAACAGCAUACAUGCACUUUCAAAUAUUAUUUACCUGAUCUCUUCUUGCAUAGGUACUGACCAAUGGGAGCGCUGAUGUGACUUGAAAGUCAGAGUUCACGUGUCCUUAUCAUCACCCCAGCAAGGCUUUCAUUUCCACUCUGAGUGGUUGAGCCCUGCAAGCCAUCCUCCCCUGUGUGCGCCCGUCUUGUGAAGAGCCAGUCAGACAUGUCCAAGUACUCCAUUUCGUCUCCUUCUCAUCCUUUAUAUUUUACCUUCAUGCCAAGAAUUUGAAAUCAAGUGCUUUGUCCAAUACCUCCAGCUUAAGGGGGAGAACUGUCAUUGUAAUGCAUUUCAUAUCAGAAUAGCUCGAGCCAAGUUAACUUUUCUGAUCCGCUAGUGCUUAGUACAUUUCCUUAGCGUGCCUCAAUAAGUACAACGUGAUGAAUAUCAUAAUGGAAAUGAUCCGAGGUCAGCUGUGUAGUGCAGUCAAGGCUCUCGUACUUGACUGUUGCUCCUUUAUAUAAUCUUACAUUUUAUAUGUGUUAUUUUUGGUAAUUUUUUUUCUUUUUAUACGUCUUUGUAAGAAUAAUGAAUUAGAUAGCUUUUUACUGUAUGGAUGUGCAUUUCUCCAUCAAUUAAACUUGUACACAGUGUUACCUUAAAACUAAAUACCAUGAUGACAAUCAGUGUAUUUGUCUUAUGACUUUCCUGAAGCUUUUGCUACUUCUAAAUAUGUGCCUACCACUGUUUAUGGUUUCCACUGUAGAAACGGAUCCUGUUAUUGUUUAUCGCUGUAUCCUGUGUGAGUGAGCUUGUAUAAACCUAUUAAACAAAGUGCAUUCCA
Messenger RNA from Periophthalmus magnuspinnatus, 2813 nucleotides. It is a transcript of the gene scn3b, whose product is annotated as sodium channel, voltage-gated, type III, beta. Gene Ontology annotation, molecular function: sodium channel regulator activity. Gene Ontology annotation, cellular component: voltage-gated sodium channel complex. The coding region runs from base 678 to 1319 and encodes 213 amino acids. Lineage: Eukaryota; Metazoa; Chordata; Actinopteri; Gobiiformes; Gobiidae. The transcript has 5 exons. The record is from RefSeq and is a predicted model, not a curated record. Gene Ontology annotation, biological process: sodium ion transport; regulation of heart rate by cardiac conduction; ventricular cardiac muscle cell action potential.